Molecule: messenger RNA, 912 nt
Organism: Glycine soja
Lineage: Eukaryota; Viridiplantae; Streptophyta; Magnoliopsida; Fabales; Fabaceae
Product: RING-H2 finger protein ATL39-like
Exons: 3
Coding region: 234-797 (187 amino acids)
Source: RefSeq, a predicted model, not a curated record
UAUUUUUUCUGAAAGAGUUCUCAUUUGGGUGUCUAUUAUUUUUUCUAUUUUCCUUAUUUAUCUCUUGGAAACUUGUGGGUUAGGUAUUUAUGUGAUAUUUGGGUUCACUCUGCUCUCAUGUUUUAUAUGUGAGGUGGGUGUCAUGUUUUGGUUCUUCUGAUUGUCUUCUUUGUUUUAGCUUCUUCUGGGGUUUGUGGCCUGGUCUUGGAAAUUGGUUUUGUGAAGUGGGUACAAUGGGUAUCGAUACCAAUUUGGUGACCACUGUCAUUGGCUUUGGUUUGAGUGCAACUUUCAUUGUUUUUGUUUGCGCAAGAAUAAUUUGUGGAAGACUACGAGAGCGAACACGGACUAUAUAUGAAAUUGAAGCAAUAACAGAUAUAGAACGGGCAGAAUAUCAUGGUAAUGACCCUGCGCCUGCUUUUGUUGCUGCAAUCCCCACUUUGAAUUUCAACCAUGAAGCCUUCAGUUCAAUUGAAACUACACAGUGUGUGAUAUGCUUGGCAGAGUACAAAGAAAAAGAGCUAUUGCGAAUCAUACCUAAAUGUGGCCACACAUUUCACCUUUCUUGCAUUGAUAUGUGGCUGAGAAAACAGUCCACAUGUCCAGUGUGUCGUUUGUCACUGCAGAAUGCUCUUGAAACAAAACAUGUGAGGCAUGCAACGUUUACCAUCAGGCAUUCUCUUGAUGAGUCCAAUACUGCAGAAAGGAACACAGAUAGUAAUCAGAGGCUAGUUGAACUUGAUUCUAGUAACGACUCCCAACAACCAACUUUGGGAGAACCAGAAGCUAGACAGUGAUGUAAGAAAGCUAAUUGAAGGAGUUGUUGUAGUGUGUGUGCCUAAUCUGUGUAUGUAAAGGAACAUUGCUAGUAACUAACUCCCUAUAAAUACUAACAACACAUUUUGAUAUUUU